CAUGCGCUCCGGGCCGUGGAGCGACCCGUGCCAGCCCCGGUCCGUGGACAUGGAGGGAGACACCGGAUCAGGGGUCCCGGCGCUGUCGGGCGCGGAUGGAGCGGGCCAGGGCCAAAGCCUGGGCCCGGGCCCGGCCGAUGAGGACCGGGACAUGGAAGGGGCCCCCAGCUGCUCAGGGUCGCGUUCCGUCCCCUUCGAGUUUGAGCGGGGUCGCUCGGAGUCCAGCGGCGAUGAGGACGACGACGACGAAGACGACGAGGAAGAGGAGGUGGAGGAGGAGGAGGAGGAGAUGGAGGGCGACACCAGGGCUCGGUUCGGAACGGAUGACGGGGAUCUCGACUCGGACGACGACCGGGAGCGUAUGAUAAACCUCGCAGAGCUGACCCCCUACAUCCUGUGUUCCAUCUGCAAAGGUUACUUUAUCGAUGCUACAACUAUUACAGAAUGUCUGCACACCUUUUGUAAAAGCUGCAUUGUGAGACACUUCUACUAUAGCAACAGAUGUCCAAAGUGCAAUAUUGUUGUACAUCAGACACAGCCCCUCUAUAAUAUCAGACUGGACCGACAGCUGCAAGAUAUAGUCUAUAAAUUAGUAGUCAAUCUGGAGGAAAGAGAGAAAAAACAAAUGCAUGACUUCUAUAAAGAAAGAGGAUUGGAAGUGCCCAAACCAGCUGUCCCACAGCCAGUUCCACCGACCAGAGGAAGACCUCGAAAGGUUCUGGGCUCAGUGUUCCGGAUCCCACCAGAACUUGACAUUUCCAUACUUCUGGAGUUUAUUGGAGCUAAUGAAGGCGCAGGGAAUUUUAAGCCUUUGGAAAAGAAGUUUGUGCGUGUUUCCGGGGAGGCAACGAUUGGACAUGUGGAGAAAUUCCUCAGAAGAAAAAUGGACCUAGACCCUGCUUGUCAGGUGGAUAUAAUAUGUGGUGAUCACCUGCUGGAGCACUACCAGACACUGAGGGAAAUUCGUCAAGUCAUAGGAGAGAGUGCAAUACAGGAUGGUCUACUUGUACUGCACUAUGGCUUGGUGGUAUCUCCACUAACUUAAAGGUGUCUGGAAUAUCAGAAGGCAAAAGAAUCUAAAGUCAUGGAGCUUCUUCACUGCUGUUUCUCACCAAAGAAGCCAUUGCAUUUCCUGUGGCAGGAAGCGAGUGAAAGGAACCACCACUAACUGCUGUGUGCUUGUAACGUAACAUCUGACUUUACCACUGUAAAAAAUUGCAGCUUCUGUAAGUACAGCUGUAGGUGUUGCUAUGCUUCAUGUUACAAAUUGCUGUCUUCAAAUUUCACUCAGCUCAGGGAAACUAAAUGCUCAAAGUAGCUAAUUUUUUUUUUUACUUUCUAAAACCACAAGAUUUCACAGGGUGAACAGCCUUUUUUCUUCUAAGCUCUGAGAUUUCUCUUGCUGACUAAGUGUCUAGCUAGAACAGUGCUCUCAGGGAUGAUCUUCAAUGAGUAGUAUAAUUUGUUUUGGGGAAGAGACACUCAUUUGCCUAAAUAAAGAAUACUGUGAUCAUCUGUCUUUGGAUGUGAUUUGGGGAGAGGAAGGAAACUU
Catharus ustulatus (Swainson's thrush) is the source of this 1552-nucleotide messenger RNA. It is a transcript of the gene PCGF6, whose product is annotated as polycomb group ring finger 6. Gene Ontology annotation, cellular component: PRC1 complex. NCBI's taxonomy places the organism in Eukaryota, Metazoa, Chordata, Aves, Passeriformes, Turdidae. Gene Ontology annotation, biological process: regulation of transcription by RNA polymerase II. The record is from RefSeq and is a predicted model, not a curated record. The transcript has 10 exons. Bases 2 to 1045 code for a protein of 347 amino acids.